Molecule: messenger RNA, 4595 nt
Organism: Vanessa atalanta (red admiral)
Lineage: Eukaryota; Metazoa; Arthropoda; Insecta; Lepidoptera; Nymphalidae
Gene: cyst
Product: A-kinase anchor protein 13
Exons: 34
Coding region: 366-4271 (1301 amino acids)
Biological process (GO): regulation of Rho protein signal transduction
Molecular function (GO): guanyl-nucleotide exchange factor activity
Source: RefSeq, a predicted model, not a curated record
UUAAACUAUUGAAGUAACUUUUUUUGUCAUGUUAAAAGUUUUAAUAACAUUAAUAUCAUUGUAGAAACUAAAUAAACUGUUCAAAAUUAAGUUUAAAUAAAGUUUUUUGUGAUGUUUCAAGUUGUAUAACUGUUUAUUGUUUUGUGUAGGUGGCUAUCUAUGUGGAUCGGUUUGUCCCAUUGUGAAAGUGUAUUUUCGCAUAAAAUUUAGAUCCCAUUGUUUAAAUCAUUCUGGGUAACUGCUGAGAAAAUGCCAAGUUUGUGCCUUGCGUAAAAUAUAAGAAGUUAAUUGUUUGAGUGUAGUGUAUUGAUGGUGUGAUAUAUGAUUUCUCAAUUUUGGAAAAACAUCACCGGUGUAAAUACAAAAUGAAUAUACAAUCACAAGAUAAUAUCAGAAUUAUAUCUUCAGACGAAGGCGGCGGCAGUUCUGACUCCAGGUCGGACAGCAGCGAGGACGAGGUGACGGAACACGUGACCCCAACUCCAACAAUGGCCGCCGCCAGGGCACAGGUACCAAUACAAGUGCCCACGAUAAGCGUGACGCCGCACAGUCCAGGCGUGCUCGACGACAGUCUCCAACAGUUGCGACGGUUGCACGCGGCGGUGCAACGUAUGCGAGCUGCUCCCUUGCCACUACUGGCAACAGGUACCAGUCGUUUAAGCACUUCAUGUCCAUCACUCUGCAAAGAUGGCGUCGUCGAGCCAGAGUGUUCGUCGCCCACACACUUGGAUUUUUACCCACAGAGUAGAAAAGGCAGCUGUGAAUCUCGUCAAUGGGGUAUAUGGGAGCGACGCGAUGAAGGUCGACGGAGCUCGUGGGCGGCGCUGGAGCCUGGAGCCAGGUUACACGAUACGCAAAGGCAGCGUAGUACUCUCAAUGGACACAGCGCUUCGCUAUCGUCCAUGGAGUCGGAGAGCGAAGUUCCGCGGCCGGUGCGGCACUCGACACACUCGCUGAAUGACAAUGAUCUCGCUAAGGAGUUCGAGAAGGUGACGGCGGCGCUGCGCGCGGCGGCCGGCGAGCCCGCGCCCUCGGCCGCCGCGCGCCUCGUGCCGCGCCUGCCGCUGCAGAAGUCCGUGUCCACGCCCAGCAUCGUGGCCGCCGUGCACCCCGCGCAGCCGCCGCCGCCGCCCAACGCCCUGUCGGCCGGUGGUGCGAGCGAGACGGAAAGCGACGAAGACGCGUCCGCGGCGACCGUCGGCGCCACCACACAAUUACCCGGCAGAAGGAACAAUACCCACCAGGAACAUCUCGGAUUGCAUCGAUUGGCCUUCUUGGAACAGGCGGCGUACGACCACCACGCCGAGAAGCGACGAAAACGAGGCAGUUUAUUCUUUAGGAAGAAGAAGGACAAGUCGCGCAAAGCGGCGCACGCGUGGCAGGCGGCGCCGGCCGCGGGCCACUGCGACUGGUGCGCGCGCGCGCUCGCCGACGCGCCCGCGCUCUACUGCGACCAUUGCACAAUGACGGUACAUCAGAACGUGUGCAAAGAUUACAUCGUGGAAUGCAAUAAACCUAAGUCUUCAAAGACUUCAGUGGGUAAAUCUCUAACAGCCAGCAGCGGGAAAAGCAGCAAGCGUAGUUCUGUAUCUGGCCAGUCGCAAAACUCAAAUAGCACGAGCCACAUUUAUAACGACGAGAAGGACGGAUCCGAUCACAAGCAUGAUCAGAGCAAUGCAUCAGAUGACGCUGGAGGAACAGAAUGGCCAGAAGUUUACAUAACUCCCGAUCAACUCGGUGAGGAGGCCAUAUUACUCGGCCUAGGAGCUUCGGAACCCGAUACCUGGGCAGCGGGCGCGCCUAAAGGACUCGCGAAAUCAAUUGGCGAUAGAGAGACGAAGCGGCAGGAGCAUAUAUAUGAAUUAAUUUUGACGGAAAAACAUCACUGUCUCACAAUACGACUCAUGCAAAAGAUGUUCGCGGAGGGCAUGUCGCGGCUGGGCGGCGUGUCGGAGGCGCAGGUGGCGCGCAUGUUCCCGCGGCUGGACGAGCUGUGGGCGCUGCACGCGGCGCUGCUGGCGCGCCUGCGCGCCCGCCAGCGCGCCGCGCCGCGCGUCGCCUCCGUGGCCGACAUCCUCGCCGACACCUUCGCGCCGCCCGCGCACCACCGCCUCAAGGCCGCCUACGGCGAGUUCUGCGCGCGUCACCGCGACGCGGUGGAGGUGUUCAAGGAGUGCUGCGCGCGCGAGCCGCGAGUCGCGAGGUUCAUACGCAAGUGCCAGCAGAACCCGCUGCUCAGGAAGAAGGGUGUACCUGAAUGUGUGUUAUUCGUAGCACAACGACUCACAAAAUAUCCGUUGUUGCUCGAACCACUGUUGAAAACGGCCGGAGAUGACGUCACUGAAAGGGAAUUAUUACAAAAAGCUCUAUGUGGAGUUAAGGAAAUCUUAGUGGAUGUAGACAACCAAGUGGCAGCUAAGGAGAGAGAGGAUCGGAAGCUAGAGAUAUAUCACCGUAUCGACGCUAAAUCUUUCUCUAACUUUCGCGGUAGGAAAUUUAAGAAGAGCGACAUACUUCAAGGAAAUAGAAGUCUAAAAUUCGAAGGUGUCGCGACGUUGAUGCAAGGACGGAGCAAGAUGCAGACACUACUCGUGAUAGUUUUGACGGACGUGCUGUUCUUCUUGCACGAUAACAACAAUAAAUAUACCUUCUUCACGCCGGACAAUAAGACGGGCGUGGUGUCGCUGUGGAAGCUGCUGGUGCGCGAGAAGGCGGGCGCGGAGGGCCGCGGCCUGUACCUCAUCUGCAACGGGCCGCCCGAGCCCGAGAUGUUCGAGCUGCGCGUGCACCGGCCCAAGGACAUCGCGCACUGGAUACACGCCGUCAGAGCCGCAGUACAGAGCUGCCCAGAAGAAGUUGAGGAAUCCGAAGCGGGCGUGACGGCGACAUCUGCUGAAGAGAGACAGAGACAGCUAGAAGCGAGGCACGAGAAUAUAAGACUGAUAACUGAGGCUUUGAGAGCAAAAGACAGAGAACAUGCUCAGCUUCUCGAAGAAAAAAUGGCGCUACACAUGAAAAUGGUCGGUCACACCGGAUCUUCCACGUUGGAUGUACCAAAUACAGGCAUGUCGUCCGCGUUCCCCGGCGGGCUCGUGUUCCCCGACUACGUGCGCCUGGCCGCGCCCUCGCCCGACACGCACGCGCUGUGGCAGGAGGUCUGCAAGGUCGUCAAGGAGGCGCUGGAGGCGUCGAGCGCGGGCUGGUCGCUGUGGGCGGGCGGCGGCGCGCUGGGCCGCAGCACGAGCUCGGCGGGCGAGCGCCACUCGGCGCACUACACCAGCCCCGCGCUGCCGCGCCGCGCCGACACCUUCGCCGGCUUCGACGCCGCGCAGCACCGCGGAGUCCAGAUGUCAGUCCGAUUGUCAGCAUCGGACACGCCCCCCGCAGAGGGGGGUGAGGGUGAGGGCGAGGGAAGGAGUUGUCGUGAUGAGGCCGACGUAGCGCUCAAGCUGCAGCACGCGAUAUACACGCUCGCCUGUAUCGUGUGGCAGCAACUGACCACCAUACACAGCCUGGAGGCGCAGGUGUGCGCGUGGCGCGCGGGCGCGGGCUCGGGGCUGGCGCGCGCGCACGACGCGCAGCUGGAGGAGCUGCGCCACGCGCAGGCGCGCCUCACCGCCGAGCGCGCCAGCUGGGAGGCGCAGCGCCAGCUCGACAACGACGCGCUCGACCGCGAACGGAGACAGUUGCAAGCGGCGAGGAAGGACUUGGAGGAGCAACAGAAGGACGUCGAGCAGCAGAGGGAGCGGCUUUACCGGCGGCUGGAGCGACUGCAACAGCAUGGUGGUUCACAAGAAGAAAUCGCAAGUGUCGGAACCCUCUCGCCCGAUUCUAGCGUCAGCGAUACGAACCGACGGAAAGAGCCAAAAUGGAGAGCCAGCCGCGGCUCGUCGUCGUCGGAGGGCGCGUGCGCGCCGCCGCAGCUGCUGUCGGCGCACAACGAGACGCGCGCCACCGUGCGGGCGCCCGCGCAGCAAGUGGUUAAACAGCAGCUACCCCUGAAGCUGGCGAGCGGUAAGAGCCAGCAGGCGCCGCCCGGCUACCAUCGCCUGCACGAGUCGCCCAGCGAGGUAAGUCAGGGCCUUGUGAUUCAUCACACCCGCACAGGCAGCUCCCCCGCACCGCUGCCUUCGCAGCAGCAGCAGCUCAACAACAACAAGGCGACCAGAACAAACACGUACCCCAAGCUGCCGGACAAGUUCCGCGUGCGCGCGCCCGAGGCGGCCGCGCCCUCGCCCGCCGCGCCCGAGGAGGAGGUCAUCUACUUCUGACACGACGCGCCCGCUUCCUGAGACUGCCUCAUCUCCUGAAUCCCCCCUCCCUAUCCACUGCCUCCCCGCUACCCCGCCUCCUCUGAUCUCUCUCUCAACGCCUUCCCCCUCUUCCUCCUGCCUGGCCCCGACUGGGUAUGUUGGUAUCCACUUGAUUCAUAAUAGAAUACUCUCUAGUUUAGAAGUUAUGUUGAUGUUUGUGUAUUAGUUGAAUAGAAAGGAAAUAAAAUUAAAUAACUGUUUUUUUUUUUCGAAUCAAUUGUAAUGUGCUUUAUAUUAUUAUAAAGUAUAAAUAGCGAGUAUUAUUAAAUUUUAAAUUUAUAA